Molecule: messenger RNA, 2117 nt
Organism: Tricharina praecox
Lineage: Eukaryota; Fungi; Ascomycota; Pezizomycetes; Pezizales; Pyronemataceae
Product: tRNA uridine 5-carboxymethylaminomethyl modification enzyme gidA
Exons: 1
Coding region: 226-1929 (567 amino acids)
Biological process (GO): tRNA methylation; tRNA wobble uridine modification
Cellular component (GO): cytosol
Molecular function (GO): flavin adenine dinucleotide binding
Source: RefSeq, a predicted model, not a curated record
CGCACGGGCGCGCGGACGGCACUCGUCACGCCGUCGCAUUCGACCAUCGGCACAUGCUCGUGCAACCCCUCGUUCGGCGGCAUCGGGAAGGGCACGAUAAUCCGCGAGAUCGAUGCGUUGGACGGCGUGGCGGGCCGGAUCGUGGAUAAGGCGGGUAUUCACUUCCGAGUGUUGAAUAAGCGCAAGGGUCCGGCCGUUUGGGGCCCCAGGGCCCAGAUCGAUAGGAUGCUCUAUAAAAUCCAUAUGCAGCAAGAGCUGGAGGGGUAUCGGAACCUCGAGAUUGUCCAGGGGAGUGUGGCCGAUAUUGUGGUGGAUAGGAGUGGCGGGGUGGGUGCGGAUGGGCAGGUGGGUGCGAUUGAGGGGGUGAGACUGGAGAGUGGCGAGGUCAUCAAGACGAAGAACGUGGUUAUCACUACUGGCACGUUUUUGGGUGGAGAGAUUCAUGUGGGGAUGAAGGUGUUUCCGUCGGGGAGGAUGGGAGAGGCGGCGACGUUUGGGUUGAGCAAAUCGCUGAGGGAGGCGGGGUUCAUGAUGGGACGGCUGAAGACAGGCACUCCGCCACGGCUGGAUGGACGGACAAUUAACUACGCACCGCUGGAAAUACAACCAGGUGAUGAACCACCAACACCCUUUUCCUUCCUCAACUCCCGAGUGUCAAUCGACGAGCAGCUGCACUGCUGGGGAACGCAGACCACCGAGGCCACGCAUGAAAUAAUCAAAGCGCACCUGCACGAGACCAUCCACAUCCGCGAGACCGUCAAAGGGCCGCGGUAUUGCCCCUCGCUCGAAAGCAAAAUCAUCCGGUUUGGCCACCGCCAAUCCCACCAGAUCUGGCUGGAACCCGAAGGUAUAUCCGACCACGUCGUGUACCCGAAUGGCAUAUCCAUGACUGUCCCCCCCGAAGUGCAAGAGCGCGCUCUCCGCACCAUCCCCGGCCUCGAAAACGUCACCAUGCUCCAGCCCGGUUAUGGCGUGGAAUACGACUACGUUGACCCGCGCUCGCUGCGCGCCACACUGGAAACAAAACUCCUCAAAGGUCUCUUCCUGGCUGGACAGAUCAACGGCACGACGGGCUACGAGGAGGCUGCGGGACAAGGCAUAAUCGCCGGAAUCAAUGCCGGCCUUUCAGCCCAAAACAAGCCCUCAAUGAUCAUCUCCCGCGCCGACGCCUACAUCGGCAUCAUGAUCGACGACCUCAUCACCAAGGGCGUAUCCGAGCCGUACCGGAUGUUCACGAGCCGUAGCGAGUUCCGGAUGAGCGCACGAGCAGACAACGCCGACAAGCGACUGACCGCAUUGGGGCGACAACACGGUGCGGUGGGCGACGCGCGCUGGGCCUCCUUCUCAGCUGAAUCCAGCACUCUCAACGAGCUGCGCGAAACCCUCGAAAACACGCGCCUCAGCCCGCCAGCGUGGAUCCGCCUCGGCUUUCUGAUCAAAGACAACACGGAGCGCCGCUCGGCAUUCGACAUGCUGCGGGUCAAAGACGUUGGCCUGGCACAGCUCGAAGCGGUCAUACCCGCGAUUAAGAACUAUCCCGACGCGAUCCGCCGCCGCAUAGAGAUUGAGGCGGCGUAUGCGCCCUACGUCGCCGCUCAGGCUAGCACCGUAAAGGGCUUCUUGAAGGACGAGGGGUUCAAGAUCCCUGGCGAUAUGGAGUACGCCGCUGUCGUCGGAUUGAGUACCGAGGAGAGGAGGGCGCUGGAGUUGACGAGACCCGAGAAUAUUGGCCAGGCGCGCCGCGUGGAGGGUGUCACGCCAAAUGGCUGCAUACAGUUGCUGCAUUAUGUUACGAGACGCGCGAAGAAGGAGGCAAAGGAGGUGGUGAUGGAGGAGGAGAGACUGAGGAGGGGGCUGCUUGACGUGGGCGUGGACAUAGGUCUGGGAGUGGAGAGUGGGAAGGAGACUCUAACUACGGUGGCUGCCUAGACGAUGGCGGAGGUCGAGUAUUUGUAUCAUAGGUUGGUGUCAUUUUGGAGUGGCGGCGUUAUCUAUGCUUUGGUACCUAAGUAAUCUGGUGUUUUGGAAACUCAUAGGGAUUGUGCAGGUAUCCCUCUUCACCUUUGGAACAUUGUUCACUACAGGUAAGGGCCGUGAUGUUGGGCAAAACAAGAUUA